Abrus precatorius (Indian licorice) is the source of this 3949-nucleotide messenger RNA. Its product is annotated as histidine kinase 4-like. The record is from RefSeq and is a predicted model, not a curated record. Bases 669 to 3638 code for a protein of 989 amino acids. The transcript is spliced from 12 exons. Gene Ontology annotation, biological process: phosphorelay signal transduction system; phosphorylation. Lineage: Eukaryota; Viridiplantae; Streptophyta; Magnoliopsida; Fabales; Fabaceae. Gene Ontology annotation, molecular function: phosphorelay sensor kinase activity.
AUAAAAACGAGAAAGUGAGAAAGACCCAGGUGAGAAAAAAUGAUUCAUCUUCAGAAUCAAAAUACCUCUGAUGGACCACACACAAAAUAUUGCACUCUAGCAUAGUUAGAAAUAGCAAAAAAAUGAAGGUGUUUUUCUAAAGCUUUUUCCAUCAUCCUUGGAACAUGGUGUUCCUCUUCUCACCUCAGCAAUGAGAACUGAGGAGGAUGAGACACUGUUGGUGUGAAAUGCAUUAGUGUUAGUGUCAGAAGUAGAGAGAGAGAGAGGAGGGCUGGUAAUGAAUAGGGUCAUAGACUAGUAUAAUAUAAUGUUAAAUUGAUUAAUUUUAACUUUAUUUUUGGUGAAGUUCAUGGGAGACAAGAGCGUAUCAAGGAAAAUCUUUAAAAUUCGAUUUUUUCUUAUCUGUUUGAUAUAAAUAAAAAAGUGAACAACAGAGAAAAGCAAGCAUAAAAAAGGUCAUAUAUAUAUAUAUAUAUAUAUAUAUAUAUUAGGAAAAAAAAAAAACAAAUAAGAGGGUGUUAGAGCGAGAGACAGAGAUUUAAGACCAAACAAAAACAGGUUCCUAUGGUUCAUUAUACAGCCACCCUCUCUUGCCUGUUACCGAUAUGAAGGGGAGCAAGGGGACAUAGCAGCUCACAACAACUAGGUAGAGUGUGAAUUUCUUGCUGAUGGGUCUUAGUUUGAAGAUGCAGAGCCACCAUCCUGUGGCUUUGAGGUUGCAUGAUCAAAUGGGGUCUAAAAGGAAGUACACUUUCAUUCAGGCCCAUAGAGCUUGGUUGCCAAAGUUUUUGCUGCUGUGGAUCCUGCUAAUGGCUUUGAUCAGUUGGUGCAUCUAUAGUAAAAUGGAUGAUGAUACUAAAGUCAGAAGAAAAGAGGUGUUGGGUAGCCUCUGUGAUCAAAGGGCAAGAAUGUUGCAAGAUCAGUUUAGUGUUAGUGUUAACCAUGUCCAUGCCCUUGCCAUCCUUGUUUCAACCUUCCAUUACUACAGAAACCCUUCUGCCAUUGACCAGGAAACCUUCGCUGAGUAUACAGCCAGGACAGCAUUUGAACGACCGCUACUGAGUGGUGUGGCUUAUGCACAAAGAGUUGUUAACUCUGAGAGGGAGAGAUUUGAGAAAGAACACGGAUGGGUUAUAAAGACAAUGGAAAGAGAGUCUUCACUGGUCAGAGAUGAGUAUGCACCGGUGAUAUUCAUGCAAGAAACUGUCUCCUACCUUAUGGCUCUUGAUAUGAUGUCUGGGGAGGAGGACCGAGAAAACAUUUUAAGGGCUAGAGCCACUGGGAAAGCGGUUCUGACUAGCCCUUUCAGGUUGUUGGGUUCUCAUCAUCUUGGUGUGGUUUUAACAUUCCCUGUGUACAAAUCUAAGCUCCCUCCAAAGCCAACAGUGGAAGAACGCAUUGAAGCAACUGCAGGAUAUGUUGGAGGAUCCUUUGAUGUUGAGUCCCUUGUGGAGAAUUUACUUGGGCAACUUGCUGGGAACCAAGCAAUUUUGGUCAAUGUGUAUGAUGUCACGAACUAUACUAAUCCCCUAAUCAUGUAUGGCAACCAAUAUGAAGAAGGUGAUACAUCACUUGCCCAUCAAAGCAAGCUUGAUUUUGGAGAUCCAUACAGGAAACACCAGAUGAUAUGCAGGUACCAUCAAAAGGCACCAACAAAUUGGAUAGCUCUUACAACGGCGUUCCUAUUCUUUGUGAUUCUUCUAUUAGUGGGUUACAUUUUGUAUGGUGCUGGAAAUCAUAUUGUCAAAGUUGAAGACGAUUUCCAUGAAAUGCAGGAAUUAAAAGGCCUAGCAGAAGCAGCUGAUGUUGCCAAAUCCCAGUUUCUGGCUACAGUCUCGCAUGAAAUUCGAACACCCAUGAAUGGUAUUUUAGGAAUGCUUGCUAUGCUUCUAGAUACAGAGUUGAGUUCAACCCAACGAGAUUAUGCUCAGACUGCUCAAACAUGUGGAAAGGCACUGAUAACAUUAAUAAAUGAGGUGCUGGACCGAGCUAAAAUUGAAGCUGGCAAGUUAGAGUUGGAAGCUGUUCCGUUUGACCUUCGUUCCAUACUUGAUGAUGUCCUUUCUCUUUUUUCUGAGAAGUCUAGAGAAAAAGGCUUGGAGCUGGCUGUGUUUGUUUCUGAUAAUGUUCCGGAUAUUGUCAUGGGAGAUCCAGGGAGAUUCAGACAAAUAAUAACAAAUCUUGUUGGCAACUCGGUUAAAUUUACUGAACAAGGACACAUAUUUGUUAAAGUCCAUCUAGCAGAAAAUAGAAAGUCCAUAAUGAAUGGACAACAUGAGACUUUUUUAAAUGGAGAAUCAGAUGAAGUUUUCCAUUUAUCUGGUGAUUAUCAUUUCAAAACCUUGAGUGGAUGUGAAGCAGCUGAUGAACGGAACAGCUGGGAUAAUUUUAAGCAUCUAAUUGCUGAUGAAGAAUCUUGCCUGGAUUCUUCAAGAGAAAUGGUGGCCUCUUGUGAAUCUUCUGAGCAAGUCUCCUUGAGGGUCUGCGUGGAGGACACUGGAAUUGGAAUUCCUUUCUCAGCACAGGAUAGGAUAUUCAUGCCUUUUGUGCAGGCUGAUAGCUCAACCUCACGAAAUUAUGGGGGUACUGGUAUAGGCUUGAGUAUCAGUAAAUGCCUGGUUGAACUAAUGGGUGGCCAGAUAAACUUCAUAAGUCGACCCCAGGUUGGUAGCACGUUUUCGUUUACUGCAGUUUGUGGAACAUCGAAGAAAAGAUCAGCUAGUGACAUGAAAAAUUUGGAAGAUCUUCCUUCCAUUUUUAAAGGGCUGAAAGUCAUUGUGGUUGAUGGAAAACCUGUUAGAGCUGCUGUCACUCGAUACCAUUUAAAGAGAUUAGGGAUACUAGUUAAAGUUGCAAAUAGUAUCAGUAAAGCCAUUACUUUAUGUGGUAAAAGUGGUUCUUUGAUGUCAGGAACAUUCCAGCCUGAUAUUGUCAUGGUUGAGAAGGACACAUGGAUAUCUGGAGAGGAUGGAAGUUUCAAUGUAUGGAAACAGAAUGGUCAUAUGUUUAAGAUGCCUAAAAUGAUCCUUAUGGCAACCAAUAUUAGUAGUACUGAGUUUGACAAAGCUAAGGCCACAGGUUUCACUGAUACUGUAAUCAUGAAGCCGCUGAGAGCUAGCAUGGUGGCUGCUUGUCUUCAGCAAGUUUUGGGGAUGGGGAAGAAGAGGCAGCUUGGGAAAGACAUGCCUAAUGGUUCUGCUUUUCUACAUAGCCUUCUUUAUGGAAAGAAAAUCCUGGUGGUUGAUGACAAUAAGGUAAACCGGAGGGUAGCUGCAGGUGCACUUAAAAAGUUUGGAGCUGAUGUGAAGUGUGCUGAAAGUGGCAAAGCCGCUCUUGAAAUGCUUCAAUUGCCUCAUAAUUUUGAUGCUUGCUUCAUGGACAUUCAAAUGCCAGAAAUGGACGGAUUUGAAGCCACUAGUCUAAUUCGGAUGAUGGAGAGGAAGGCAAAUGAGGAAAUGAACAAUGGCAGCAAGUGGCAUGUGCCUAUACUGGCCAUGACAGCCGAUGUGAUCCAUGCUACAUAUGAUGAGUGCUUGAAAUGUGGCAUGGAUGGAUAUGUCUCGAAGCCAUUUGAGGAAAAGAAUCUGUAUCAAGAAGUAGCAAAGUUUUUCAAAUCCAAGCCCAUCUCAGACUCAUGACAAUGUGCUUCUUUUGCAUGCACUCAACUAGAAGAUUAUUGGAGAAAAGACACUUUAGUUUGAUCACUACGAGCACUAUCAUGUUGCAUGUAGAUUGUGCUUUCAUGCAUAGAGCAACACUUGGUUUUCCUACAUAUUUGAGUUGAGUUCAUUGAUUAGGGAUCAUUAUUAUUACUAACCACCUUCAAUUUGGCAUUAUUAGAAUCUGAGUAAAUGUAUACCACGUUACACCCCUCCAAUUGUGUACAGAUUCUGGGUAGGGGAUGAGUGAAUUUAUGUAAAUUCAAUAUGGUUUUUCCCCCAUUAUAAUU